CGCAUGUUGCCUUGUUGAAGUUAAAUUGUCACCAACUGUGAUGGAUGCUUGAAAGCAACGUACCACUUGCUGCCUUGGGUGGGACUCGGGAGGACUUACUGUGAUGGAUGUCUGAAAGCAACUCACCACUUGCUGCCUUGGGUGGGACUCGGGAGGGGGAGCCAACAGAUUUAGACAGGGAUAAAUUUCAAGAAGGUUGCAAAGUCGGGCAAUUUGCAUCACUGGUCAUCAUGGAAUAGAUAAAUUUGAUAUGUGAUUUGGAGUCCGAACUAACAAACCAACAGCAACUAG
Rubroshorea leprosula is the source of this 291-nucleotide messenger RNA. The record is from the annotation of a GenBank genome assembly. NCBI's taxonomy places the organism in Eukaryota, Viridiplantae, Streptophyta, Magnoliopsida, Malvales, Dipterocarpaceae.